UUCUCAAACUACAUAAACACCCAGCAAACAGCGAAGGCAGUUGCGCCAAGACUCACUCAGCAACGAACGACAUUUGUCUAACGGCGACGCUGAAUAUGACGCACUGGAUAUUCAUUUUUGGAUUUUGCCUGUUCCAGGUUGUAGACGCUCAUGUAACCAUUGUUACAAAUAUCACAAAUGUCACAAAUGUCACAAAUCAUACUGAUAUUGCGCCAGCAAAUUUUGGGUUGUUGCAGAAAACCGAAGCGUUGGCAAUAGCAAGUGGAAAUACAACUGGCAUCGCUUUCCAAAUUGGUCGUCGAGGUGGACGUGGCGUCGCCAGGACAGACUAUGAUUGCACCGUCCGACGACUGCCCCGAGGGAUUCGCCGUGAAAUGAAUUUGCAUAAUUUCUAUCAAAAGUACGCGCAUGCGUAUGGCGUACCAAUCAUCAGCUCCAAUCGCGUGGAUGACCGGGCUAUUCAACGUGCCUGUUAUGUUGUGCGUUUUGCUCUCGCGGACAGAAAAGACAUUCGUGAUCGUUUACACGAUCGCUAUGGUCGUGCUGGCGUCAUCGCCGAACGCGAGCGCACGACGGACAUCCCCGAGCAUAGCUAUCUUCCUGAUUGGUGGAACCAGCGCGCAAGAGGCUUAGGGGCCACUUUAGAUAAACCCAUUUCAACAGGAGGGGAGGAGAAUAUUUUGUGUCGACCGAGUGACCGUUAUUACGGAGGGGGUAGGGGCGAGGAUAUAUUCUUGCAUGAGUUUGCACACGCCGUUCAUAAUCUCGGACUGACAAGGUCCAUGGAUCGAAGAAUUGGAGCUUUAUACAGACAGAGGAAAUACGGCCAAGAUCAGAGAUGGAGGAAUACUUAUUACAUGAGUACAGAUCGCGAGUUCUUUGCCGAAGGUGUUACAAGCUUUUUUGACGUGAACACAGAAACCUGGGAUGGGAAACCAAACGGAAUUCACAAUCACGUCAACACAAGGGCUGAACUUCGAAGUUACGAUCGUGAACUGUAUAAUUUAGUCAAGGAAGUCUUUCCGUGCCAAAAUAAAUUUCUUGAUAGAUGUUCUGCUUUAAGAGGCAAAACACCUCCAGCUUUCAGAAUGAACUGUGAUGGAAAGGGAGGUGGUGUGAGGCCAAAACCAAAGCCAAAACCCAAGCCAAAACCAACAACACGCCCGAAAACACUGCCAUUACCAACAACUCCAGCUAGAACUGGUUGUGUUGACAAGAACGUUAAUUGUCCAAUAUGGGAGAAAUAUUGCAACAACAACAGGUACAAGACAUAUAUGAUGCAAAACUGUGUAAAGACUUGUGCAAUGCAGAAGGUCAAUUCUUUCCAUCGAAGUUACUGCAAACAAUAUGCGACUAAAAGUUAUUGCAACUACAGCGUUGUCAAGAAUACUUGCAAACCUGUUUGUGAUUGCCUGUAACCCGGUGGUUAACACUUUAUUAAUGGAUUUUAUUAAUCAAGAAAAGGGGAAUGGAUUAAUGUUUUUUAAUGAUUUAUUACGGGCUGUACGGUUUUUAGAAAAGAUUAUCAUAGUUUCUCUCUUUGUACAGACAAGUUGGGGUGAUGGGGUCGUAAAUAUGGUAUGAUGUAUUCAUUAUAUCAAAAUCAGCAGACAAUUUAGAAAACAUAUAUAAAACAACAUAAUCUCAAGAUCAACAAGGUUUCACGUAUCUAUAGUUAUCUAUCACACAGAUAGUAUAAUAAGUAUA
Dendronephthya gigantea is the source of this 1707-nucleotide messenger RNA. RefSeq lists its product as uncharacterized. The record is from RefSeq and is a predicted model, not a curated record. The transcript has 7 exons. Lineage: Eukaryota; Metazoa; Cnidaria; Anthozoa; Malacalcyonacea; Nephtheidae. Gene Ontology annotation, molecular function: metallopeptidase activity. The coding region runs from base 96 to 1418 and encodes 440 amino acids.